Messenger RNA from Scophthalmus maximus (turbot), 3529 nucleotides. It is a transcript of the gene eftud2, whose product is annotated as elongation factor Tu GTP binding domain containing 2. NCBI's taxonomy places the organism in Eukaryota, Metazoa, Chordata, Actinopteri, Pleuronectiformes, Scophthalmidae. The record is from RefSeq and is a predicted model, not a curated record. The coding region runs from base 166 to 3081 and encodes 971 amino acids. Gene Ontology annotation, cellular component: U4/U6 x U5 tri-snRNP complex; U2-type catalytic step 2 spliceosome; cytosol. Gene Ontology annotation, molecular function: U5 snRNA binding; GTPase activity; GTP binding. Gene Ontology annotation, biological process: mRNA splicing, via spliceosome. The transcript has 28 exons.
CACCGCCUUAACCUCUGUAGAAGAAGAAAACCGGAAGUAGUUCACCCAUACGCAUGGCGCUAUUUCGGAAAUUAUUUAUCGUUUGAAUACAUCUCCAGCUUCUAACUUGUUUUUGUGGAAAUAAUAUUUACUUUCCCAUCACACGAGGACACAGGUCUCUAGAAGAUGGAGGCUGAUCUGUACGAUGAGUUCGGAAACUACAUCGGUCCCGAGUUGGACUCUGACGAUGACGACGACGACCUGGAUGCGGAGGACAGGGAUGUCGACGAGGGUGAUGACGAUGAUGACGACGAACCCGCCGAUGCGGAUGACGACGUCCCGGGCAUGGAGGUGGUCCUGCACGAGGACAAGAAGUACUAUCCAACGGCGGAGGAGGUUUACGGGCCUGAGGUGGAAACUAUCGUCCAGGAGGAAGAUACGCAACCUCUCACAGAGCCCAUCAUCAAGCCCGUGAAGAACAAGCAGUUCACCCUGAUGGAGCAGGAGUUACCCGCCACUGUUUAUGAUAUGGAAUUCCUUGCAGAUCUGAUGGAUGGUCCUGAGCUGAUCCGUAAUGUCACCCUCUGUGGUCACCUGCAUCACGGCAAGACCUGUUUUGUGGACUGCCUGAUCGAACAAACACACCCAGAGAUCCGGAAGAGAGAUGAUGUGGAUCUCCGAUACACAGACAUCCUCUUUACAGAACAGGAGAGAGGAGUCGGUAUCAAGAGCACCCCCGUCACAAUGGUCCUGCCCGACUCCAGAGGCAAAUCUUACCUCUUUAACAUCAUGGACACACCAGGCCAUGUGAACUUCUCUGACGAGGUCACGUCCAGCAUCCGGAUCUCAGACGGCAUAGUCCUCUUCAUAGAUGCCGCAGAAGGAGUGAUGCUGAACACGGAGAGAUUGAUCAAGCACGCCGUUCAGGAGCGCAUGGCCAUCACCAUCUGCAUCAACAAGGUGGACCGGCUCAUCGUAGAGCUCAAACUGCCUCCGACAGACGCUUAUUACAAACUGCGCCACAUUGUGGACGAGGUCAAUGGUUUGCUCAGCACGUACUCCACAGACGAGAACCUGGUGGUGUCUCCGCUCCUCGGGAACGUCUGCUUUGCCAGCUCUCAGUACAGCAUCUGCUUCACCCUGGGCUCCUUUGCAAAGAUCUACUCUGACACCUACGGCGACAUCAACUACAACGAGUUCUCCAAGAGGCUCUGGGGAGACAUUUAUUUCAAUGCCAAAACUCGCAAAUUCUCAAAGAAAGCUCCCACCAGUAACGCCCCGCGCAGCUUUGUGGAAUUUGUUCUGGAGCCCCUCUACAAGAUCCUUUCACAGGUGGUCGGGGACGUGGACACUUCUCUCCCCCGGGUUCUGGACGAGCUGGGGAUCCACCUGAGCAAAGAGGAGCUGAAGCUGAACAUCAGACCGUUGCUGAGGCUCGUCUGCAACCGCUUCUUUGGAGAAUUCACUGGCUUUGUGGACAUGUGUGUGCAUCACAUCCCCUCGCCACAAGAGGGCGCCAAGGCCAAGAUAGAGCACACCUACACAGGAGGUCUGGACUCGGACCUGGGGGAGGCCAUGACGGAGUGCGACCCCGACGGCCCUUUGAUGUGCCAUACCACUAAGAUGUACAGCACAGAGGACGGGGUUCAGUUCCACGCAUUUGGCCGGGUGCUGAGUGGGACCAUCCAGGCGGGACAGCCCCUCAAGGUUUUAGGAGAGAACUACACGCUGGAAGACGAGGAGGACUCGCAGAUCUGCACCGUGGGCCGCCUGUGGAUUUCCGUCGCCAGAUACCAGAUCGAAGUAAAUCGAGUUCCCGCUGGCAACUGGGUUCUCAUCGAAGGUUGUGACCAGCCGAUCGUCAAAACCGCCACAAUCACGGAGCCCAGAGGCAACGAAGAAGCUCAGAUUUUCAGGCCGUUGAAGUUCAACACGGCGUCCGUUAUCAAGAUCGCAGUGGAGCCCGUCAACCCGUCGGAGCUUCCUAAGAUGUUGGACGGGCUGAGGAAGGUCAACAAGAGCUAUCCGUCCCUCACCACCAAGGUUGAGGAGUCUGGGGAACAUGUGAUCUUGGGCACAGGAGAACUCUACCUGGACUGCGUCAUGCACGACCUGCGCAAGAUGUACUCUGAGAUCGACAUCAAAGUUGCCGACCCAGUGGUGACCUUCUGUGAGACAGUCGUGGAGACAUCAUCUCUCAAGUGCUUUGCGGAAACGCCCAACAAAAAGAACAAGAUCACCAUGAUUGCGGAGCCGCUGGAGAAAGGGCUGGCCGAGGACAUCGAGAACGAAGUGGUGCAGAUCACGUGGAACAGGAAGAAGCUGGGGGAGUUCUUCCAGACAAAGUACGACUGGGAUCUGCUUGCUGCCCGGUCCAUCUGGGCCUUCGGACCUGACACGACCGGACCCAACAUCCUGGUGGAUGACACGCUGCCGUCCGAGGUUGACAAGGCGCUGCUCGGCUCCGUCAAAGACAGCAUCGUUCAGGGCUUCCAGUGGGGAACCAGGGAGGGACCUCUGUGUGACGAGCCCAUCAGGAACGUAAAGUUCAAGAUCCUGGACGCGGUCAUCGCUCAGGAGCCGCUCCACCGAGGAGGAGGCCAGGUCAUCCCCACAGCCAGGAGGGUGGUGUACUCCGCCUUCCUCAUGGCCACACCGAGGUUGAUGGAGCCAUAUUACUUUGUGGAGGUUCAGGCUCCGGCAGAUUGUGUGUCUGCUGUCUACACAGUGCUCGCUAGAAGGAGAGGUCACGUGACGCAGGACGCGCCCAUUCCCGGUUCCCCUCUCUACACCAUCAAAGCCUUCAUCCCGGCUAUCGACUCCUUCGGCUUUGAGACUGACCUCCGCACGCACACGCAGGGACAGGCCUUCGCUCUGUCCGUGUUCCACCACUGGCAGAUCGUUCCCGGUGACCCCCUGGAUAAGAGCAUCGUGAUCCGGCCUCUGGAGCCUCAGCCUGCCCCCCACCUCGCCAGAGAGUUUAUGAUCAAGACCCGAAGACGCAAGGGUCUGAGCGAAGACGUGAGUAUCAGCAAGUUCUUCGACGACCCCAUGUUGCUGGAGUUGGCCAAACAGGACGUGGUGCUCAACUACCCCAUGUGAGGCCGUGACGCCGACCGGGCAGCAGACACGGAAAUCCCUCAACUCGUCACAACUGUGAAUCCAGUUUUUUCCCCACACAGGAUGUUCGAGGUAUAACACAAGAGCCAAUGAGCGUUUUUCGUAGAUUCAGGCUACUGUAUCUCCAAAGACCUCGUCUCAGAUUUUCCUAAAGAAACUCAAACAAUCAUCCAUCUGAAAAGAUCAAUAACAAGAGAAGAUCACCAGGAUCAAUCGUUUGAUUGAUGAAAACCAUGGGACUCUGUGGAGUUGUUGCUCUUCCCUAUGGAGAGCGACUGUAAUCCGUCUAGUUUGCUGCAACUCAACUUCGUCUUGUAUUUUUAUUUUUUACUUGUAUAAAUGACUGUUUUUGUAGAAUAAGAUAACUCGGAAACUCAGAAAUUGGCUGUUAUUGAUCUGAUGUAUGUCUGAAUAAAACAUGUAAUUCAAA